Messenger RNA from Hemibagrus wyckioides, 8090 nucleotides. It is a transcript of the gene brsk2a, whose product is annotated as BR serine/threonine kinase 2a. Gene Ontology annotation, molecular function: ATP binding; tau-protein kinase activity; protein serine/threonine kinase activity. Gene Ontology annotation, cellular component: cytoplasm. The record is from RefSeq and is a predicted model, not a curated record. Gene Ontology annotation, biological process: microtubule cytoskeleton organization; protein phosphorylation; intracellular signal transduction. NCBI's taxonomy places the organism in Eukaryota, Metazoa, Chordata, Actinopteri, Siluriformes, Bagridae. Bases 364 to 2457 code for a protein of 697 amino acids. The transcript has 19 exons.
UCAGCAGCCGCGAGGAGGCGAGCAGAUCAGGCGCUCACACAAUGCUCCUCGGACCAUAAACACUCCGUUCACCUGCUGCUGCUGAUGCUACUGCCGCUGCUGUCAAGGAGACCAGAGACGCAACGACACAUUGAGUUGAUUUCUUAAAACAGCAACAACAACAGCAACAACAUAUAAACUAUCCGUUAAAGUGGAAGCGCCGGGAGCGAGAGCAGAGACGCAGAGUGAGUGAGUGAGAGUGACGGGAGGAGGCAGGCAGCGGAACCGGGAAUAGGACACCAUCAUCAACAUCAUCAUCAUCAUCCUUCUCAACUGAGAUUAAAGAGGAUCACUCUGUCCUCUGUCUCUUUUUAGAAGACAACCAUGUCCUCGUCCGGGAAAGAAAACAGUGCCGCCCAGCAUGCCAAUUACGUGGGACCGUACCGCUUGGAAAAGACGUUGGGGAAAGGACAGACAGGCCUGGUGAAGCUGGGAAUCCACUGUGUAACGUGUCAGAAAGUCGCUAUAAAGAUCGUCAAUCGAGAGAAACUCAGUGAAUCUGUCUUAAUGAAGGUGGAACGAGAAAUCGCUAUUCUCAAGCUAAUAGAACACCCACACGUUUUAAAGUUGCACGACGUCUACGAAAACAAGAAAUAUUUGUAUUUGGUUCUAGAGCACGUGUCUGGAGGAGAACUGUUCGACUACCUGGUGAAGAAGGGAAGAUUAACACCCAAAGAGGCACGCAAGUUCUUCAGACAGAUCAUCUCUGCUCUGGAUUUCUGUCACAGUCACUCCAUAUGCCACCGGGACCUGAAACCUGAGAACCUGCUGCUAGACGAGAAGAACAACAUCAGGAUAGCAGACUUCGGCAUGGCCUCGUUGCAGGUGGGAGACAGCCUCCUGGAAACUAGCUGUGGGUCACCUCACUACGCCUGUCCUGAAGUCAUCCGGGGAGAGAAAUAUGAUGGGAGGAAAGCCGAUGUAUGGAGCUGUGGGGUCAUUCUGUUUGCUCUACUGGUGGGAGCUCUGCCGUUUGAUGACGAUAAUUUACGAAACUUGUUAGAAAAAGUGAAGCUGGGGGUGUUCCACAUGCCACACUUUAUUCCUCCGGAUUGCCAGAACCUUCUACGAGGAAUGAUCGAGGUGGACGCUAGCAAACGGCUUACGUUAGAACAGAUCCAGAAGCACACGUGGUAUAUCGGGGGAAAAAACGAGCCGGAGCCCGAGCAGCCGGUGCCGAGGAAGGUGGCGAUCCGCAGCCUGCCAUCGGCCGACGACAUCGAUCCAGACGUGCUGGAGAGCAUGCACUCGCUCGGCUGCUUCCGAGACAAGAACAAGCUGAUGAAGGACCUGCUGUCAGAUGAUGACAACCAGGAGAAAAUGAUCUAUUUCCUGUUGCUGGACCGGAAAGAGAGGUACCCAAGUCAUGAAGAUCAGAAUCUUCCGCCACGCAAUGAUAUAGACCCCCCACGGAAGCGAGUGGACUCCCCCAUGUUGAACCGGCACGGGAAGAGAAGACCGGAGCGCAAGUCCAUGGAGGUGCUGAGUGUGACCGAUGGAGGAUCACCAGUGCCAGCGAGGAGAGCCAUCGACAUGACGCAGCAUGGACAGAGGUCACGCUCUAUCAGCGGAGCGUCCUCGGGUCUCUCCACCAGUCCUCUCAGCAGUCCAAGGGUGACCCCUCACCCCUCCCCCAGGGGUAGCCCUCUGCCCACUCCCAAAGGAACGCCUGUCCACACGCCAAAGGAGAGCCCCGCGGGAACGCCGACCCCCACGCCGCCUCCCAGCCCUUCCAUUGGCGGCAUGCCCUGGAGGACACGUCUCAACUCCAUCAAGAACAGCUUCCUGGGCUCUCCACGCUUCCAUCGCAGGAAACUACAAGUUCCUACUCAAGACGAGAUGUCCACCCUCACACCCGAGUCUUCCCCAGAACUUGCCAAAAAGUCCUGGUUUGGUAACUUUAUCAACCUGGAGAAGGAGGAGCAGAUCUUCGUGGUGAUCAAGGACAAGCCUCUGAGCUCCAUUAAGGCAGACAUUGUGCAAGCCUUUCUGUCGAUCCCUAGUCUCAGUCACAGUGUGAUCUCCCAGACGAGUUUUCGGGCAGAGUACAAGUCUACGGCAGGUCCCACUGUCUUCCAGAAGCCUGUGAAAUUCCAGGUGGACAUCACUUACACAGAGAGCAGCACAGCCACGAAGGAGAAUGGCAUCUACUCCGUCACCUUUACCCUGCUCUCAGGUCCGAGUCGGCGCUUUAAGAGGGUGGUGGAGACGAUCCAGACUCAGCUGUUAAGCACACACGACCAGCCGGGAGUCCAGCAGCUGGCUGACGAGAAGAACAGCCAGGUGCUCCAUCCACCUGGCACGCCCAACAGACACCCGCGGCACGAUCCCGAGCCUAGUGACUCUAUAUGCCUGGCAGGAAAUGCCAGGGACAAUGCCAAGAUGGUGGCCUCUGUUGGGACACAGGAGCAGCCGUAGAGACCUGUAGAAAUAACGCAAACAUACUCACACACUGACUAACAUCCUGUCAGCAUUGGUGCAGAUAAUCCAAACCCUAUAAACUUUUGAACAUGUCACGAUGAGCACACUCUUCUUCCCUCAUGCCAUUUCCUUACACUUAGUCUCCAUUGUCUCUAUCUCCAUUUUGUGACAGACUUUCAUUUCAUUCUUUCCGUUGUGUCCACUUUCCUCACUUGUAUAAUGACUUGUUUUUACUACCAGGAAUUAUCCAGAAAAGCUAUUAACGUCCCGCUCCCCUGCUCCACCCACGUUCUUUGACGGAGGGCGCUGUUCAUAACGACGCUAAAACUCCAGACGCGUUCAUCCUUCAUCCUCACCAUCUUUUACCUCUCUCCAAUGACUUUGUGAUCCUUGAGGAAAACAUACACACCGACACCAACAUCCAGCUCCAUGCUCCUUCCACCUUCUCUCCUUCUUCACUUCUCCUCUGUUCAUCUGCCCUUACUCAAUCCGACGUACGAAGGAACCCUUUUUUUUUACGUCUUCAGCUCGCUACACGCAUGACAUGUACUACAGAUACAAAUGCAGACAUGCACAACUCUGGGAUGGACUCACAAAGAACAAAACAAUGUGAGAAAUGGAGAGAAAGAAAGAAAAAAUGUCCCAACGGGAUCACAGAUUGUAUUGUCGUUUUCAACGUGGACUUUCUUUCCAAUGGGCCGAGUUCGAUCUAGGAGCUCUGCUUCAGAAGGACGUAUAUAUAUAUAUAUAUAUAUAUAUACAUAUAUAUAUACAUACAUAUAUAUAUAUAUAUAUAUAUAUAUACAUAUAUAUAUAUAUAUAUAUAUAUGCCUAUAUUGCUACGGUGGGAUGGGGGUCACGUAGAGAGGAAAUGAGGUUCGGGAGCUUAUCUGAAUAAAUAAUUUCCGUUGUACAGAUGUCUUAUGUAUAAGAAAAUGCCUAGAUGUGCUACUAAUAUUUCAUUUCGUUGUAGAUUCUGACUGAAAUAUUGUGCUGCCACACACAAUAUAUAUAUAUAUAUAUUUGGGUUUUCUUAAUGCUUAAUUUCUGAAACAUUAGUUUCAAGUAGCUGCUGCACUGACUCUAGAGUUCUGUUAAGCUAUAUUACGCCUCACAUCUCACGUCACAAACUACCAGCAGUAGACAAAAUGUGUUGUGAAUAUUUUUGUAUUUUUUUUUUUUCUGUAUUUAUUCAUAUGUUUACCCUAAUUUAUUAUCAUCCCUCAUGAACACAAAAAGCGGGAAAAGAUUCAGAUUCAUCGAAUGUUAUUUAUUUUAAAUCCUUGAACGUCUGUAUGUUCUGACGCGACACAGGUUUGUUCGACGAGAAAGAUUUUUAUCAUGUCUUGAUUUAAGAGAUUUUAUGUGAAAAAUAUUAACUUUUGGGGUUUUUUUCUAGCUUUGAAUGAGGAAAAAAAAUGUAGUAUAUGUUUUAAAAAAAAAAAGAAAAAUGGAUAAUUUAACAGUUAAGAAUGUAGGAUAGCCUCUUUGGGGGGGAGGGAAUGAGCAUCUUGAUAUUUGUCAGUUUCAUUGUGUGUGUAUACAAUGGAUUGAGACAAAGCUCUCCACUUGAGUCGGUUCUCUUGUAAAUAGACUGAUGUCACCUUCUCAUAUGAAGGAGGUGCUCAGUACCUGCUCUUUCUUCGCUUUUAACUUGUAUUGCUGUGUGCAUGCCAGACAUCGGCUUUCCUUUGCAUGGCGCUAGUGUAAUUGUUAAAACCCCCUUCUCUAACCCCUUUACUGCUUUCCUCUGUGUUACUUGAGAUAUAAAAAAAAAGCAUUCCCGUCCUUCUUUUCGCUGUUCUUCUAGCCGCUGUUUUGUGUCCUUUUCUCUCUACCAUGAACUUUUUAGUGCACUGAGUUUUGAAACGCUUCCUCUGGCCUGUAUCAUUUACCUCUGACGAAAGAAAUACCAUCGGUCUCCAGAUCCUAGUUUACAGACACGGGAAGAGUUUUUUGACAAAACAAAAAUGAAGCAAUACCUGUUGUUAAUCAUCCUAUUUUAUACAGUAGACUACAACUGAUCAUGUGACUCCAGACUAUAAACACAGAGCAGGAAUGAACAUGAAGCUGUAAUAUAACUGUGAGCAACUUUAGAACAAGAAAAAAAGAAAAAAGAAAAAAAAAAAUACAAAUGAAACAAUAAACUCAUUCACUUAUUAGGAAUGUGUGUAGCCUUAUGUGUGUGUGUGUGUGAGAGAGAGAGAGAGAGAGAGAGAGAGAUUGUGUGAUUAUGUGUUGAAGUGUGUUUCUGUGUAUCUGAGUUGUGUGUGUUUUCAGGUGCUGGUGUGUGGUCGUGUUGAAGUGUGUGUAUGUGUGUGAGAGAGAGAGUGUAUUUGUGUGUUUUGGGUAUGUGUGUGUGUGUGUGUUUGUGGGCGCUGGUGUGUGGUUGUGUUGAAGUGUGUGUGUGUGUGUAUAUCUGAGGUAGGUGUUGAAGUGUGUGUGAUCACGUGUGAGAUUUUGUGCGUUUGGAAAAUUAUGGCUUGAACGCUUGUGUUUGUGUGAGAGAUUGUGUGUUUAUGUACAAGUGUGUGUGUGUGUGUGUGUGCUUUCCCGGGACUGUUGUUGAUAUUUGCUGUGUCAAUAUUUAGCGUCGCUCGCAUCUCCAGCUCAUGAGGUGAGAUAAGGUAAGACACUCUUUUGUUUGUCUCUCACACAAGCCGCUCACUUUAACUACACUUCUGUUUAUUAUUGUUUCCUUUAUUACAGAUCACUUCACUUUUCUGUGCUUUCUACCAAACUGCAGUUGAAUUCUCGCUUCUGAUUGGUCAGGAGGUGUGUAUUACAUGUAUAACACUGCAGUUUAUAUGAACUUAUUCAUUCUACAUGAUCCUGUCUAUAGGAAGAGUUCAUAGACAGAAACGUGUACAGUAGAUGAUCUACAUGAUCUAACCCUAAUAAACAGAUAAUUUGCCACAUAUACAUCACUGCACAGUGAAAUUCCUUCAUCACAUACCCCAUCCUUGGGGGUUGGGGUUGGGGUCAGAGCGCAGGGUCAGCCAUGAUGCAGCACCCCUGGAGGUCAGCGACCCAGAGCCUAAACCAAAUGAGCCCAAUCACAGAUUUUAAACAUGUAUUGUUUUUCUAUCAAAGAAAAAUUGUAUAAUCAAUAAUUGAUGUGAAGUUUUUUUGUAACUGUCAUGUAACAGUGUCCAGCACAGGAAGGUGUACAGGACUGGAGGAGUGUGUGUGUACUUCACUUCACUACACUGCACAUUACAGCUCACUUUAUCCACUCAGGGUAAAUCAGUAAAGCCUGUCUUCGACAUUUUAAUCUGAGUUGCGUAAAUAACAGAUGUGAGUUUCUCUCAGGACCUCGUAGGACAUCGUGUCCUCGUGUCAGGAGUUGAUGAGAAGAGACAUGGCUUCCUCAGAGAGAUCAAGACAUUCCGUGCUCUUUAGCCUAAUUUUUUUCUUAACGCUCAUCUUGAACUUUCUGCCUCUCUGUGGCUGAUUUACAGAUUGUCACAUCUUUCCCUACAUGAUGAUGAGUCAGAAGAGAGUGCUGCUGAAUGGGAGACAUUUUCUCUAAUCACUUUUACACCACCAAAAGAAAAAAACAAAACAAAAGAAACGUGCUCUCUAGCAGACUGUUAAAGAAAAGCGAGAGAUAUAGUCUCUGUGUGGUUCAUACACUACUACAAUACCCAGUGCAGUGCACCUAGGGUUGCAAAGCGGCGGGUAAUUUCUGGUAAAUUUCCACAGGAACUUCAUCACGGGAAUUUUGGAAAUAUUCCAAUUUGGAAACUUAACAGGAAUUAAUGGGAAUUUAUUUCAAUUAUUUAGAAAUUUGGGGAAAUUUAUAUAAACUGUAUAUACAAACAUAAAUAUAAACAUUUUGUUUGGUCCUAUGUUGAAAUGCAAGCAAACUAAUGCAUGAGUGAGAUUUUUGUCAUUGUAAGUAGAACUUUAAUUCAUUCUUUCAUUGAACAACAUAAAAACCUAAAUGUUGAAUGUAAAAAAAGCAAAACAAAAAUCAUAUUUCCUUCUGUUUGCUGUAAAACGAAAAGCAUCCCCCACCCUUUCCCUUCCAAAAAAAAGUCCCAUUCAAAACUGUAAUCCUCGGGUUCAAAUGCAGAACCGUGACUUCAAUAUUCCUGUGAUAGUCAGAGCCUGGAAAAUAGGGAGGAAUUCCCCCCUUAAGUGACUAAGGGGGAUUGUGUGUGUGUGUGUGUGGAGGAUGGUCUUUUUUAGUCAGUAUUUCUCACCUAAAUGUUUGCUCAGUCAGUGUAUAUUAGUAUAAUAGUAAAAUCUUGUUUUAAAUAUAAAUGCAUGUAAUAUUUAUGUAAUUUACAUGACUACUCACCAAGAUGGACAUAUUUUUUGAAAUGAUUUUGUGGAUUGAAGGAUUGAAGAUCGAAGAAAUUGAAGCAGGAUUGAAGAAAUGAUCAGUGUAUAUUAUGGAGGAAUGCACAGUGCAUGUGGAGGUGUGGCCUCAGUCGCCCUGCAGUGCUGUGUGCAUGUGAUUGAGGAAUAUUACCGGGUUGUUUUAUCUGGUUGUUUUAACCAAGAUUAUGCUGCAAGAUAUGUUUUUCAACUACAUUUAAGUGUAUAGGCUAACCUGCAAUUUAGCAAAUUCCCAGUUUAUUCCAAUAUAUUCCCGUUAAUUCCCAUGGAAAGUUUCCAGCCUUGAAAAUUCCCGGAAUCUUGCAACCCUAAGUGCACCAAACCAAAAACCCUGUACUCUCGAACUAGUGUAGUUUGUGGACCUCCUCUGAUUCUAAAUGGCCACCAGUUUGCAGUGUGACAUGUUCACCUGCUUGUGUAUGAGUGAGUUUUCUCCCAGUUUCCUCCAGUUCUCAACAAGUGUCAGGAACAGCUGGACAGUUCAGAGGGCGCUGGCAGGUGAACCUUGGAAGCCUGCUUCUUUGUGUGUCUUUUGUUACGCCCUUCCUAUUGUUCCUAUCCUGAUUGUGUCACCUGUAUCCCAUUAGCCCUAAUGUCUACCCCUAUAAAUAGGGAUCCUUGUGUUUGUGUCCUUGUCCAUGAUUGUUAUCUGUACCGUGGUUUCUGUUGGGGUUUUGUUUGCCAGGUUCCAUGUCCAAGCUAAGGUCUAGGUUUAGUUUAGUUUAGUUAACCACGCCAUGUCUAGUGUUACGUUUGUUUCCCUAUGUCGCGUCUUAAAUGUAAUAAAAGCAGUGCUUUGCUGAAUCCUGCGCAUGGGUCUCAUUACACUGUGUGCUGGCGUGUGCACACACACCACGGGCGUCUGGGGUCGAGCCCCGCAUAGGGCGGGGGUCCCAGACGUUACAACAAGAUGCCAGGAGGUGGAUUUAACUAGUAGGUUGAAACUUCCCCUUUGUCACUGAGUACGAAAAUGUGUGUGUGAGGGCUCCCGAGUGGAUAAAUGUACCUAGUAAGUUGUUGGUUAAAUUAAGCUAAAAAAAAAAAACACUUCCAUAAUAUUAUUCUUGAGAACUCUUUAUAGCAACAGAUUCUUUGAGUUCAGUAAAUUCAGCAUUGUUAGUAGCAUAAGAAAAUUAGAGCUGAGAAAUCGCACUUUAUCACCAGCGUUUCCUCUUUUUGUCAUCCUUAUAUUGUCUUUAUACAGGCAAAAAUAUUUUCUCUCAGUGAUUGAGUACUAAAGUUGAAUUCAUUUGUUUGUUUUUACAAGUUUAAAAAAAUAACAU